This is a messenger RNA of Desarmillaria tabescens, 1317 nucleotides long. RefSeq lists its product as uncharacterized. The record is from RefSeq and is a predicted model, not a curated record. The coding region runs from base 369 to 1232 and encodes 287 amino acids. Lineage: Eukaryota; Fungi; Basidiomycota; Agaricomycetes; Agaricales; Physalacriaceae. The transcript has 2 exons.
AUCUCACGAGCUGCAUCAGCUUCACAAGCGUGCGACAGACAGUUCGCUAAACAUCCGUCACGCUUUCACCCUCACAUUUCCGGGCUUCGAGCAUCCGACGCUCGUGAUCUCCUUGGGCUUGCUAGCACCUACCGCGUUGUUGUCACUUCGCUCAUGCAGAUAUAUACAAUCGACGGUGUUCCUGUGAGAAUAGAUCAGAGGUGGAAGAAUCACACCAGCAGGACUUUGUUUUCUUGUGUCUCGGUUAUUCGAUGAUACGCGAUGUAUAAAUGGCUGCGAACAACCCGGACGAAGUUAACAUUUCGAUCUCCGCCACAAAAUCCCCAUAAAAAGCGAGUACCCUCUUUCCAACCGAAGCAUCAGACACGAUGAGUGCCUCCCCUCUGUACACAAUCCAUUGGUAUGAUGGAUAUAAGCCAUGUUUUCCUCUCGAGUUCGAAUCUUUAGAUCGUUAUAAAGCCCUUGAGCACUGUGACAUGCUUAAACGUCUCCGUCGACAGGUGUCCUUGGAUCCCGUACAUCCUGGUCUCGCUUUCGAAGCUCUCAUUCCAGCUCGACUGGUGCCGUCUGGUCCCGAACAUCGUCCGUUACCUCCAUUUGCGCUCAAAGGAGGGAGAUUCCGGCUCGUCAUUCAUCAUGGGAUACAGAAUGAGAUAGGGUAUCUCUCUCAGGUCGGGGUUGCAGACGUGAAGGAAAUCGAUCAAUCGGAAUAUUUGGGCCGUGUCGUCAGGAAGUUUUUCCAGGCCUCCCUUAUGCAACUUCCUGUGAUGUUCAGCAAUCGCUCCAUUGACUAUGGGUCUCCUAGAGAACUCGCAGGCGUUGAGGACCUGGUAUACAAUGCGCUCAAAGACAUCCAGGGCUUGGUCAUUCCUUACUAUUACGAAAAGCAUAAGUUCCUGAUGCCCAACGGCGAGUGGGCGAGGGCAAUCUUCAAAUUUUGCAAAGCAUUUUUUUCGGCUUUCCCGGUAGAUGUUACAGACGACAAACAUGUUGCUUCCAAACAGGCUGUCGCCGAACGAAACAGGCAGCCGGAAGAUGCAAGCGAUUUUCUCGCGGCGUGUGGUGGAAUUGGUGGAAGCUGUGGAAGAUCUUUUCUAGCCGAUGAGGAAAAGGCCAUUGAGUCGUUGAUGUGCUUAAGAUUACUCGUAGGCCAUCCGUAUUCGCUUAAUCAUAUCUAUUGUCACAGUCUCUCCCAAAACCGUUACCCAUCCGGUCCUCUCUUUAGAGUUUGACUGAAAACUCUCGAGCGACUUCACAAUCUAGCAUCCAAUAGUCCUCAUCGCUCCGCUUACAUGUUGAAUGUUGCCAUUCUGGCCC